AUACGCAUGCUGAAAUGAUACUUCCGGUUGUACCGCAAGAAUGGCGGACAAGCUGACCGAUGCCGAAAUAGCUGACGAAUUAAGGAAGUUUGGAGAACAAGUGAAGGUUCCCAUAGACAGGAAAAAGAGACCAUUGCUUCUAAAAAAGCUUAACCAUUAUCGUGCAAAAGAAAGGGCUGCCACGCAGCCCAAAAAGUCGUCACCAUCUCGUAAAAAACAGCCGGCUGAAUUUAGCUCUGAGGAGAGCGCCGAAGAGGAUAAUGAAGCCGAUUCAACAUUUGGAAAAAUAUUUGGUCGUGCGAAAAAGGCACCAUCAUCUCCUUUCUACAGCAACACUAACACUAUUGAAAUAUCCCCCUCGUCGUCAAAAGACGACCCUAAACUCAAAAGGAACACGAGAAGAUCUUUUCUCUCAAAAGAUGUUAAUUCUUCUGAAAACAAAUCAAAAAUGUACCCGGACUUGUCAGAACUGUCCAUUUCUAGUGACAGCAAUUCGAAGAACAGUUCUUUAAAUAGAAGCACUUUAGAAUAUAGUUAUGAACAAGAAUUCACAGACUCUGAUCCAGACGAAAGUACAUAUGAAGUAGUAAAUAAAUCGGUGAACACAACAUUUAUUUAUGACAAUCAGGAUGAGGAACCAACACUCCACCAAACUCGUAGCACACCUCAUCGCGGUACACCAAAUCGUAAAUCUGGAAAUACCCCAAACUCUGUCUUGGUUCAAAGACAAAAGAAAAAUAAAGCUAACAUGAAUCAUGUAAAUAAAUUGCCAAAAGAAGAACCUGAAGAGCCAUUAGAGGAUGCAUUUCAGACUACAGAGAAAGUAACAGAAACAUCAUCAAGCUAUGUUUCAUCAAUUCUAGUGCUUCUUGUUGCCAUAUUCUUCCUCAGUAUCUCACUCACAUAUGUUUAUUUACGAAGAGAUUAUUUGUUUCACACAGAAUCAGAAUCAGGUCUUAUUGUGCCAUGGUCUACAAAGUUUGGUGAAGAUAAAACACAUGAUACAGAUGAUAUCUUGGAGAUUGUUAGAAAAAUUAGUGCUUACAUUCAUCAGCAACCUCUAGAUCCAAAAGCAGAUGCGAAAAGAGUAACAAAACAAGUUGUGAAAAUGAAGUUGGAAAAAGAUAGGGUUGUUAAGAAGGAUGGUGUUGAAUUUAUGAAAGCGUUACAUUUAAUCUUAGCCAAUCCAGUGUGGUCCAUCAGAUUACUUAAGGAAGAUGGUCAGCCUAUAGUAUAUACUCCAGAUUCCGAAGACGAAGAUGCUGUAGAAAAGGCAGCAUAUCUAGAAGCAGACAGAGACAAAUCAUUGUUAGAAAGACUGAGGGACUCAGCAUACAGAAUAUUUGUUGGAUUUGUCUUGUUGUUAUCAUGUAUUAUAGCAGGAGUGAUAGGGUUGUUAAUUCUCAGGUUUUAUAACAAGUCCAAAGAAGAAGAACAAAAGAGAGUCUACAAUAUGGUGGAACAAAUCAUUGAUGUCAUUAAAGAUAACUUUGAAGCAAGUGAAGGAGAAAGUAAUGUGCCGUCAUUUAUGGCCAUUCAACAUGUACGAGAUCAACUACUACCUAUAGCAAAAAGAAAGAAACUCCUGCCUACGUGGGAAAAAGCUGUUAAAUUUAUUGAAGCUAAUGAGUCGAGGAUUCGAGUUGAAUCCCAGUCCAUACAAGGAGAAGAAUUUCUGGUCUGGAAAUGGCUUCCAACAAUAUCUAAUGGUGGAAAAGUUUGGCAGGGGCAAGCCUUUAGUGAGAACAAUAUGUCACCAUCAACUAGUCUACAUUAUGGCCCUACUCCCUGUCUGAAGAUAAGGAACAUGUUUGAUGCUGAUAUGGAAAUAGAGGAAGACUGGGAACAAAAUGUGAAAGACGCCAUUCUGGAGAAAUGUAGAGGAAUAACUGGUAUACUACACAUACAUGUAGAUGAUACGUCGAAAGAGGGCUGUGUGUACAUGAAAUGUGGAAGCUGUGAAGUGGCUUACAAAGUGUACAAAUCUUUACAUGGAUGGUGGUUUGAUGGUCGUUUGGUAACAGUUAAAUAUCUGCGACUAGAGCUUUAUCAUAGUAGAUUUCCAGUUUCAAUUCGUGUUACCAAAUCCUUGAAGCCUUCCAACAAUAAGAUGUCGUCUUUGUCCCAGCCAUACCAUCGAUCAACACUUGAAAUGACGUAAUGGCAUCCUAUAGUUAGAUAACAGAUCUCAUUGUACAUGGACUUCAGUGCCUUGUAUAAUUUUAUUUAUGUUGAUUAGUGCACAUGAUGUGAAGAUAUUUCCAAGACUGUUCCAGGUGAAGAUGAACAUUUAGUGACAAAUGAAUCGUGGAUUGAAUAUUGCAAGAUUUUGUAGAUUUUUUUCAUAGGGCAGUGUUGAUUUGAAUAUCAUGUAAAGAUGUAUUUUUAUUUGUUUGUUUAAUUAAUGUACUCAGUCAUGAAAGUGUAGGUUAUUUCAACAAAUUUUGCUUUGUAUUAUCCAUUUCAACAAAACAUUCUGGUAAUUUUUUCUUUUUUUUUUGGCUAGAAUACUAGUAAGAUCUUUAUGCACCUUUGUCUUUGGUCUAGUUAUACAUGAUAUCUUAGGUAAAUGUAACAAUGGUCCAUUCGUUUGAUGUGUUAUAUCAUUUUAUUUUGCCAUUUGAUUAGGGACUUUCUGUUUUGAAUUUUCCUCAGAGUUCAGUAUUUUUGUGAUUUUACUUUUUCCAAGUAAAGGAUAAGCCAAUUACAGUUUCAAAAUUUCAUUAGAUUUGUAAAAUACUUCUGGUUUUGUUUCCUUUAAAUGAUCUAUCACUUUCGAGUUUGGGCCAAAGUUAGCAUUUAGAUUUUUGGAAUAUUCCUGGAUUUGUUUCCUUUAAACUUCCUGGUUUUGGUUUAAGUUUACUUUAGGGGUGGGUAGAUUGUUAACAGAUAGGUUACUGUAGUUUAGAGAUCUUUUAACUUUGACCUUUAGAGAUCUUUUUACUUUGACCGUUAUAGAUCAGGAUUCAUUAGAGAACAUGUAGCUAUUAUUGCCUUUGUAGUGUAGUACAAUGUUAUCCAAUACUCCUAAACCAGCCUAUUUCAAUUGAAGUGCAACUUCAGAUUAUUUCACUAAUCUGCUCAUCUUCAGAAUUUUGCAUAUGAGGUUGGGAUCAGUAAGUGUUUUUGGUUUUGAUCCAUUUGAAAACAAAAGUUCUUCAAAAUACAAACAAUAUUUGUAACAGAAUAACCCUACACAAUUAUGUGCCAUUUUCUCAGGUAAUUGUAAUAUCAUGUUUUAAUUACAUAACAACUGUUCCAUUAAGUUAAAAUAUAAUGGGUACACAAACAUUUUUUGUGAGGCUUUACAGUGUAUAAUAUAGGUAUAUUUCUGACAGAGGACUUUAAAAUAGUUGAUUUCAAAAAAGUUUUUGAAGGUUAGUUUAUAAUGUUCAUGCUGUUAGUUAUAACAUCACACUCAUCAUGUGCUUAUAUAACUCUUAUAUAUGAUAGGGGUAUAUAUGAUUUUUGUGUAGUUUUGUUACACUAUUGGCAAUUUUGUUAUGUAAUAUGCCUUAAUGUCCUUUAUUUUAUGUAUUUUGUCGAAUCCUACCAUACAGUCAAACUUCAAUAGUUUGAACUAAAUAAUAGUUAAAAUGUUGGUGCAACCUUGAAAUCUAAAUCUGCUCUGAACUCUUACAUUUAAUUAAGUCAAUAACACUUUGUUUGAAUUAACUUUGUGAUUUUCAUUGUGAAUUAAAUAAAAAAAACUUUAACUUUUUGCAUACCUUGGGUAUAUCUUGUUAGUUUAUUUAUGUCACAAGACCUUUUCAUUUUCCAGCUCCAUAACUUUGCUAAGUGGGUAAUAAGAAGAUUAUUUACACUUGUGAAGUAGCUGAUCCAGGGGUUGGGGGUGAUUCAAGGGUUGGAACCACCUUUAAUUGGACGAUCAAUGCAUUUGGAUGAAGACAUGUGGUUGGAACCCCUCUUUUUAAAAUGGCUGGAUCCACCCCUGUGCUGGAACUGUUAUUAGUUAUUAACAUACAUGUGUGUAUGUCUUGAUUGUGUAAUUAACAAUUGACAUACAAUUCCUUUUGUGCCAUGCCAUCAAAAUUAUCUUUUUAUUGCAUUUAUAUUCAGCAGUGACAAAAAGGUUAUGCAACUUAAGAGGAAUCUAUUUUGUAUUGAUUUCUUUCUUUCAUGUCUUACAAAAGCAUCAACGUAUUUGCUGUAAGGUUAAGAGGUAUCUAUUUUGUAUUGAUUUCUUUCUUUCAUGUCUUACAAAAGCAUCAAAGUAUUUGCUGUAAGGUUACACUGACCGUGUAAGGGCUCUAUAGCCAGUCAAGGUAGUUAAAACCUCCCAUCAUCAUGUAGUGUUAUUUAACAAAGAUGUAGGCAAUAAAUUCAUUUGCUUAAUCUGUUGAUUCUGUUUAAUUUUAUUAAAACUUGUAAAUAUGUGUACAAGUAAAUUAUGAUAAUGUAAGUAUGAUAAUGAUGAAUUUGAUUUUACUAUGUUUUGUAGAAAUUCAUCAAAAUUGUGUGUAGAAGAAAUUCUGUAUUUUCUUCUGUUUGGUUCCAAUGCAAUAUUUAAAUCUACUGCCACUGAUUCAAUGAAAUCCCUGUAUAAUUCAUUGUCAUGCUUUAAGAAUGAAGGAAAUAAUAUUAAUGGUAAAAAAUAUAACUAAUGAUACAUAUAAGCUAUAAUCAUAGCACAUUAAUUUGCUCAUUCCCGUAGCCAGGGGGGGUUCGGACGAACUCCCCCUUGAAAACUAAUAAGCACUGUUAAAGUCGAUGUUCUGUUCGAAUUGUGACUAUUAAAGUCGAGUUUGUGAGUCAAACGAACCCCCCUUCGGAAAUUCCUGGCUACGGGCCUGUUGCUAUAUCAUAUUAUUCUCUUCUAUAAAAAAGUUAUAAUUGAUUUUGAUUUUUGCCUUGAUUUCUACACAAAUUUAGGAAGGAUUUUCAUUUGAAAUGAAGUAAUUGCAAUAAAUGCAAACUGUUUACAUGUAAUGUAACUACAGACAGUUGUUAAUAUUAUUUGUUUAUAAGAAUUAUAGUUGUACUUCAAGCUAAUAUUUUUACAAGAGAGAUGAUAAUUUUUGAGAAAAUGAUGUAAAAAAGUCAAAGUUAAACACAUAUAAAUACUCAUGGAUUUCGAUCAAUUGCCUAGCUUGCCGCUGUCGAGCAUGAUUUAUAUUAGCUAAUCUGUACUAGACUUACUUCUGUUAUUUGUUUUCAUUGGUUACGCAUGAGGACUAGUGCUACUUCACUCUUUUAUUCAAAGAUUCAGCCCACAAAAAGAAUCUAUGAAUCUUGGUAUAAAAGUUUUUUAACUAAUUUCAUCACAAGCUUUAAAAUAUAGGUUACCAUGUAUGGAUAUUCUUGGUUUUCGAAAUGAAAAUCCAAGUACAUCUUUAAGAUAUGUUACACAAAUUUGGGAAAAAAUGUUAAACAUGAUUUCUUUUAUCAUUUUAUCUUAUUUUAAAAGUAGACGAAUAUGUUUAAAGGUGUUUAUUAAGUUUUUAGUUAAAUGUAAAUACAUACUUUGUUACAAGUUGUAUUUUAAAAUUAUAAUACCAAUAUCUAGACAGAAAUAAAUGGCAUCUGAUUUUUAUUUGGUUGUAUAAAAAAAUAUUUUGUCAACAGUCACGUUUUCCAUUGAUUAUUUGUUUAUUCUGUAAUGCAUUAGCAUUUUUACUUCAUUGUCAUUUUUUAUGAAGGACUUUUAGAAAAUUAGUAUAAAAUCAACAAUCUAUCUUCUGAUGGAAACUUACACAUGAAGUAUGGUAUAACAAGGUUGCUGAAGAUAAUAAUCACUGAAGCCUGAUGGUAAAAUAAACCUUUGAAUACAUUAAAAGGAACUUGACUUCAUGUAUAUGAUCUCUUUGGUUUUUUUUUUUCUUUUUAAGAAAAACAACUUUAUACAAAUUAAGUAGGAGUAAACAGUUAUUCAGUUUUUUUAUACACAGGGUUAAUAAUACAUGCCUACAGUCAUUUUUUACAUGGACUAAUAUAUAUAUGAUCAGUACUAUUACAUAUUCUUUUGCAGACAUCAAUCCUAUUUUUAACUUAGUUAGAAGUAGGAACUUACACUUGAUUUGUAAAUACAUUGAAAUGACUAUAUGGAUGAUUCAUAUUAAAUCUUACUAAUCUGU
Molecule: messenger RNA, 6095 nt
Organism: Mytilus trossulus (common blue mussel)
Lineage: Eukaryota; Metazoa; Mollusca; Bivalvia; Mytilida; Mytilidae
Product: inner nuclear membrane protein Man1-like
Exons: 14
Coding region: 41-2161 (706 amino acids)
Biological process (GO): nuclear envelope organization; negative regulation of BMP signaling pathway
Molecular function (GO): chromatin DNA binding
Source: RefSeq, a predicted model, not a curated record